GCCUCGUGAGGGGGGUCCUCCGCAGAGGCGGCUACUUGAGUGCCUGCGCGGGUCCUGGCUUGACAUUGAUCCGGCCGCCAUGUCGCAGCAGCAGCAGCCUCAGCAGCCCCGCGCCCCUCCGGCCGCCUCUGCCGCCUCCAACCCGGGCUUGAUUGGCUUCCUCCGCCACCAAGUCACACACCGGCCCAGCCUUAUUCCGCUUUUCCUAAUCAUGGGUACUGCGGUGGCCGGCGCUGGACUCUAUUUGAUGCGUCUGGCUCUCCUCUGCCCCGAAGUCAGAUGGGAUAAGAAGAAUAAUCCGGAGCCAUGGAACAACCUUGAUCCCACUCAUCGUUACAAGUUCUUUGCCGUCAACAUGGACUACAGCAAGCUGCAGAAAGACCGUCCCGACUUCUAAAACGAGGCGGGUUUCGUGACUGUCCUUGCAG
Messenger RNA from Thamnophis sirtalis, 428 nucleotides. RefSeq names its product cytochrome c oxidase associated subunit FA4 (gene COXFA4). The record is from RefSeq and is a predicted model, not a curated record. Gene Ontology annotation, cellular component: respiratory chain complex IV. NCBI's taxonomy places the organism in Eukaryota, Metazoa, Chordata, Lepidosauria, Squamata, Natricidae.